Sus scrofa (pig) is the source of this 4347-nucleotide messenger RNA. It is a transcript of the gene GALNT7, whose product is annotated as polypeptide N-acetylgalactosaminyltransferase 7. Gene Ontology annotation, molecular function: polypeptide N-acetylgalactosaminyltransferase activity. Gene Ontology annotation, biological process: protein O-linked glycosylation. Gene Ontology annotation, cellular component: Golgi apparatus. Lineage: Eukaryota; Metazoa; Chordata; Mammalia; Artiodactyla; Suidae. The record is from RefSeq and is a predicted model, not a curated record.
AUCGGCGGCGGGAAGGGCGGCCGCCGGGCGGCGGGGGCGGGAGGAGGCGGCUAGCGCGGAGGGGGAAGGAGGGAGGAGAGCAGCGGCGGCGGCUGCGCCGGGCUGUGCGCCUCUCGCCGCCUGAGGAAGAUGAGGCUGAAGAUCGGGCUCCUCUUACGCAGUUUGCUGGUGGUGGGCAGCUUCCUGGGGCUGGUAGUUCUCUGGUCCUCUCUGUCCCCGCGGCCGGACGAGCCGAGCCCGUUGAGCAGGAUGAGGGAAGACAGAGCUGUUAAUAAUGCCAUGCCUGACCGAGGGGCCAAUGGACUAGCUCCCGGGGAUGACAGAUUCAAACCCGUGGUGCCCUGGCCUCAUGUUGAAGGAGUGGAAGUGGACUUAGAGUCUAUUAGAAGAAAAAACAAGGCCAGACAUGAACAAGAGCGCCACGCUGGAGGAGAUAACCAGAAAGACAUAAUGCAGAGGCAGUAUCUCACAUUUAAGCCUCAGACUUUCAGCUACCGUGAUCCUGUGCUCCGCCCAGGGGUCCUCGGGAACUUUGAACCCAAAGAGCCUGAGCCUCAUGGAGUGGUUGGUGGCCCUGGAGAGAAAGCCAAGCCAGUGGUUUUGGGACCAGAACUCAAACAUGCAGUUCAAGCCAGCAUUAAAGAGUUUGGAUUUAACAUGGUGGCAAGUGACAUGAUCUCUCUGGACCGCAGCGUCAAUGACUUACGGCAAGAAGAAUGCAAGUAUUGGCAUUACGAUGAAAACCUGCUCACGGCCAGCAUCGUCAUUGUCUUCCAUAAUGAGGGGUGGUCAACCCUCAUGAGAACAGUCCACAGUGUAAUUAAAAGGACUCCAAGGAAAUACCUGGCAGAAAUCGUGUUGAUUGAUGAUUUCAGCAACAAAGAACAUUUAAAAGAAAAACUGGAUGAGUAUAUUAAGCUGUGGAAUGGCCUAGUGAAGGUAUUUCGAAAUGAGAGAAGAGAAGGUUUAAUUCAGGCACGAAGUAUCGGUGCCCAGAAGGCCAAACUGGGACAGGUUUUGAUAUACCUCGACGCCCACUGCGAGGUGGCAGUUAACUGGUAUGCACCACUUGUAGCUCCUAUAUCUAAGGACAGAACCAUUUGCACUGUGCCGAUUAUAGAUGUCAUAAAUGGCAACACGUAUGAAAUUGUACCCCAAGGGGGUGGUGAUGAAGAUGGGUAUGCCCGAGGCGCGUGGGAUUGGAGCAUGCUCUGGAAACGGGUGCCUCUGACCCCUCGAGAGAAGAGAAUGAGAAAGACAAAAACUGAACCGUAUCGGUCCCCAGCCAUGGCUGGAGGAUUAUUUGCCAUUGAACGAGACUUCUUCUUUGAACUGGGUCUCUAUGAUCCAGGUCUCCAGAUUUGGGGCGGUGAGAACUUUGAGAUCUCAUACAAGAUCUGGCAGUGUGGGGGCAAGUUACUGUUCGUGCCCUGUUCCCGCGUGGGACACAUCUACCGUCUUGAGGGCUGGCAGGGGAAUCCUCCGCCCAUCUCCGUUGGGUCCUCACCUACUCUCAAGAACUAUGUGAGAGUUGUAGAGGUCUGGUGGGAUGAGUAUAAAGACUAUUUCUAUGCCAGUCGCCCUGAAUCAAAGGCAUUACCAUAUGGAGAUAUUUCUGAGCUGAAGAAAUUUCGAGAAGAUCAUAACUGCAAAAGUUUCAAAUGGUUCAUGGAAGAAAUAGCUUAUGAUAUCACCUCACACUACCCUCUGCCGCCCAAAAAUGUCGACUGGGGAGAAAUCAGAGGCUUUGAAACUGUGUAUUGCAUUGACAGCAUGGGGAAGACUAAUGGAGGCUUUGUUGAACUGGGACCCUGCCACAGGAUGGGUGGCAAUCAGCUUUUCCGAAUCAAUGAAGCUAACCAACUCAUGCAGUAUGACCAGUGUUUGACAAAGGGGGCUGAUGGAUCAAAAGUUAUGAUUACACACUGUAACCUGAACGAGUUUAAGGAAUGGCAGUACCUCAAGAACUUGCACAGACUGACUCACAUUCCUUCUGGAAUGUGCCUGGAUCGCUCAGAGGUUCUCCAUCAAGUGUUCAUCUCCAAUUGUGACUCCAGCAAAAUGACUCAAAAGUGGGAAAUAAAUAACAUCCAUAGUGUUUAGAAAGAAUGAAAGAAACCAGGAACCUACCUACUGACAAUGUACAUUUUACACAGGACUGAAAACCGCCUGAAAACUGCUGCAACUGUUGUUCCCUGUACAGCUCCAAAUCCAGAUCCUCCCAGGAGCCCGAGGACAUUGAUAAAAUGUGAUUUUACAAUAACAUUAUCAUCUGCAGUUCCUGUUUACAAAACUGCUUUUACCUUAAACUUUGUAGAUGUUUACAUCUUUUUGUUUUGUUUCGUUUUAAGAUGAUGUUGGUAAUCUGCUUUUAGCUCUGACUUAGAGUUAAAGGCAUUGUUGUCUUCUUUGGGAUUACACUCAGGGUCUGAAAGGCAGUUUGAUUUUCUUUUUUGUUUGUUUUUAACACACUUGAAAAAAGGUUGGAGAAACCAGACUCUCAUAUAUAACUUGGAGGUUAUCAACCUGUUGUGUCUUUAUUUAAUUUUACAUCUUUUUGAAGCACUGCCACAGGUUAUUAGCCGAGGUGGCCUUCCUUCACGGUCAUGCUGCUUUUUUGAAAGGUGAAUUCAACACAUUUAGUGCCUCUUUCAUUUCUUGGUAUAUGCUUCAAGAGCUUUUGAUGCGAUUUGUAGGAAGGUAAUGAUGGAAUUGUCACCUGUCAGAGGAAUGCUUUUACUACUCAGAACUGAGUUUAUGCACUACCACCUGCUCUGAAAUGGGACGGUGUGUGUGGCUUAGAAAGAUGACUAGAUGGAACAUCCAGGGCGGUCCCUUAGGUGUGAAGAUUGUACGACAUUAGCUCCCUUUCUUGUCGGCAUUCCUAGCGCCCUAAAGCAGCAGAGGGGUCUCCCAACUAGAGGAAAAUUGUCCCCUGGCAUCUGGGAUUGGCUUUUACCCAGUACUUGUCGCUACAGAAAACUAUAAAUAAUUCUCAGUUUGAAACCUUGAAAUGGGGGCAACAAAACACCACUGUAAACACAUCAAAGGUUUGUUCUGACCGAGGUGAGAAUUCUUAAACCCUGUUGGAUUAAGCCUUACAAGACUACUGUGUGUUGUAACCCAAGCUGUGCAAUUUAUGAAGCCAAGAGUGAACGGACCUUUCAUUUAUAUCUUCAUCCAAAUGAAAUUCCCUGCACAUUUUUUAAAUUUAAAAAAGGCUAUUUAAAAAUACAGUCCAUUCACAGAUAUGAACUCCUUUCUGUUAGAUGAUGUGUUAAUUUCCCUACUUUUUUUUUUUAAGGAAGUAUAUUUCUAUUAGUAUUUUUCCAGUGAAAAGAAGACGUUUAAAUUUCACAUUUAUUAAAAUAAUACCUGCUAUAGGAAAACCAAAUACUACAAGUGGUCAAUUAGAUUUUAAGUUCUGUAAUAGUCUUUUAUUACCCACAAGGUUGAAAUGUUAUGUUGAAUGCAAAAAGAUAAAAACAAAAGUGAUGAGGUAGGAAUGGCAAGUAAAUAAAGCAUUUUUGAUCUUGUAACCAUAAUCAUUACAAUGGAAGGAAUUCACAAACUACUGCCAGAGGGAAAUAUUUUUAAUUAGAGCUUAAAAAAGGAAGGGGGAAAAAAACACCUCCAUUUGUUUAAAAGAAAAGCCUGUAAUUUGUUUCUUCCAAGAUUAUCUCUUAAAUUUGGAAAGCGAAACAUCCUAAACAGUUUUAUUUAUAGUUUUGAAUUGUCAGUUUGUACUUUGCUACUGAUCUGUGAUCAACCAUUUUAACUUUCAUUCAUCUCUAGGGAUGUUUAAAAAGAAAUACAUUUAUAUGCUUAUAUAAUUGCAAAAUAAAUCAACUAUAAGAAGCUAAGAGAACUGGUACUUUAAUUACUUGUGUUUGCAAAUAGGUUCCAUUUUCCUUGUUGAAUAGAUUAUAACCUUGUUAACUAUGCAUAGGCCUAAGAAAGGUGGCACAUAAACUGUGCAUGUAAAUUUUAAGUGGGUAUUUUGUGCAAUUCGUUAAGAUACUCUAUAAAAAUGAUCCUAUAUAUUGAAAUCAGAAACCUUACCAAACAAGAAAAACAUCAGAAGCUGCUGCCAUGAUGACUAUUUUCUACUGUAGGCUGCUUUGGAAUUAACUCCCAUAUCCUUGCUUUGUAAGUUGAUACUAUCACUAUGCAUUUCUACACAUUUUAUAAAUUUGAUUUAUGCAAAUUUUGAUACACUGUAUGUUUCUGUAGAAAUUGUAUAAAUAUUCAAAUUUUUAUUAGGGGAAAAUUUUAAAAGUUUAUGUAUAUCUUAAUUCCAGGUUGCUUGUUUUUUAGGUGAGAAAAAAAUAAAAUACUGUAUUUUAA